AUGACUUCUAGGCUAGGCUCAUCCGCAACCGCCAUUGCCCAGGGUUCCAUAAAUGGAGAGCCUUUUUCAGUCCGAACCGAACAAACCAAACCGCAUCCUGUGAGCUGUGCAUUUUCACGACUUUCAACCAAGGCCAUUAGCCAGAAGGAGAAUUUCUGCUGUAUCAAGUCGCCAACAGCUAUGGCUUUUCGUGAGAUACGGUUUCGCCUCUACUCAGCGCGGGGAGUCAAGCGACCAGCGCCGCACAUAGCCAUCCAUCCCGUAGCUGUGGUGUCACUGCCGGGGUUUGAUCCCACGACCUACCAGAGCAGGCGUAUGGACGAGCCGUGCGACGACCCCAAGUGGGACGAAACGUUCAUCUUUCAGAUUCGCGCCGACUGUGUUCGCACUGCUGCUGCGAUUGUGAUUCAGGUAUUUAGCGACAGCGACCUCUCUUUCUACUGUGGCGCUGCAGUCGUCCGCCUAUCCGUGGCGCAAGCGGAAAAGCACCGCAUUCCGCUCGUCGACCAAUCCGGUGUCAGAAACGGUUACGUAAAGCUAUCAAUCGCCAUAAGUCAACACAUCAUAACCGAGACUGAAACGGUCGGCCCAUUCGAAGGGGCCCACGCGGGAUUCGUCGGUGCACAUGCCGGAAUGAUUGCCGGGCCGGGUGUCCUUGUCCCGCCUCCUCUGCACGCCGCCCCUGGUACUGGCGCCUACAUGCCCGCCGUGGGGCCUUAUGGCGCGCCCGUUGCCCAUCCUGCUCCUUUCGCGGGGCUCUCACCGCCGCUGGGUUACAUGGGCGUUCCUCCGCCUGUGGCGGAGGAAGCGGGUGAAGGAUGGGAUGAGGAGAACGCUGAGGCGGAAGGGAUGGUGGGAGAGCGUCCCCCGACUCUGAAGAGCGUUGGGCGGAGCAAGAGCUGGGGGCAAGGGCUGUUCAACGGGAUCAUGCGCAUGGUGCGGAGCAAGUCUGGGCGGUUCGAGAAAGAGAAGGAGAAUGUGCAAGGUGAUGAGGCGGGACAGGGGCAGUUCGAGAUCCUGCUCUCGCUACAGCAACCCCUGCGUGCCGAUGCCGCGGUCACCGACGUGUACAAGCCCUUCUGCGACAGCAGCAGCUACGUGGAUCCUCCCCCCAGCGGGUGGAAGAAAUGGAGCGACCCGGCGACGUGGCCGGGGGGAAAAAUACCGGGCGUGGGCAUGAGCAUGGGAGUCAACGCCACCGUGCCGUGCGGCGUGGGCGUGCUGUUAGACACCAACGUCACGCUCUACCUCCUAGAGAUCAACGGCUGGCUCAAGGUGGAAGCGUUAGGUCCUCUGCAGGUGAUGGCGGCAUUUAUUUUAAAUCAGGGCCGCGUCACCGUUGGCACCGCCGCGGCGCCAUACCGCGGCCGGCUAACCGUCAACCUUACCGGCGCCGCCAACGAGCUCACCAUCACGCGGCCCCCCGCCGCGCCGUCCCAGCCGCGGUCCGUGGGCGUGCGCGUGUUCGCGACCGUCGGCGGGCGGCUCGAGCUCAACGGCAUGUACGGCAACGCGCCCUCGUGGACCACGCUCGCCGCGACAGCCGCCGCAGGCUCGACGAGCAUUCGCGUGAAGGGCGACGUGACGGCGUGGCCGGUGGGCGGAGUGAUUGCGAUCGCGUCGACGGACUUCGACCGUUACCAGGCGGAGAACUUCACGAUUACGUCCGUGGCUGCCGGUCCGGGCAACACGACGGUGCUGGGGCUGAGCGGGGCGCUGGCGUGGAUGCACUGGGGAGAGGCGGUGACAUCAGGCCCCGCGGGGGCGGGGGGAAGCGCAACGGUGGACGAGGCGGCGGAGGUGGCGUUGCUGUCGCGCGCGAUCGUGAUUCAGGGCCACCAGAACCCCGAGGACCCGCUGAUCGGCGGGCAUUUCAUGGUGAUGCAGACGGCGGAGCGGCAGCUCAUCAAGGGCGUCGAGCUCGUCAACAUGGGCCAGCAGGGCAGCCUCGGCCGCUACCCCUUGCACUUCCACCUCUGCCAGGAUGUGUCCGGCUCGGUGGUCAGCAGUUGUAGCGUGCAUGAUAGUAAUCAACGGUGCUACGUGGUGCAUGGCACGUGGAAUCUACGGCUGGAGUGGAAUUUGGGGAUUAAUACCAAGGGGCACUGCUUUCUGCUGGAGGAUGCGAUUGAGUUUGGCAACACGUUUGUCAACAACCUUGGCUUCCUGCAGGAGCCAGUGAAGCGUCUGCUGCAGCCCACAGACGCCAUUCCAGCCACUCAGAGUGACGACGUGCCGUCCACGUUUUGGAUCACCAACCCCAACAACACGUUCAUCGGGAACGUUGCUGCUGGGUCGUUCGACUCGGGCUUCUGGUUCCAGCUACCCGGCCGGGUGGAGGGGCCGUCAGCGCUCUUCCCGAACGCGGCAGGCGUGACGCCGUUCCUGAUCCCGCUGGGCCCGUUCGUGGGCAAUGCAGCGCACUCCAACGGCCGUGCGGGGCUGCGCACGUAUCCCUCGGGAUACCGCCCGCGCCUCAACGGGGGGGUCUCCAACGUGCAGGAGAAGGCCGGGAUCAACGCGCCGCAGGUGAACAUCACAAUGAUGGGCUUCCGGGCGUACAAGAACCAGUUCAUAGGCAUGUUCAUUCACAAUUCAGACGGGGUGCACAUAAGGGGAGCGCGGGUGGCGGACAAUGCAGUGGUGGGCAUCGAGCUCAACCGCGACCAGGCUGUUGUGAUAGCAGACUCGGUGUUCAUAGGCGAGUCGGCCAACAUAGGAAACCCCACCAUGUGCGACAACCCCAGCAACACCUUUGGCGGCUGCAAGGCGCUUGCCUCCGCUGGCGUCUGCGACCUACCGCUGCCGCUCGCAAAGGCGCGCUCCAACAGUCGAACAGUGAGUCGCUAUGCACCCAAGUACGGCAUAUUAAUCGACCAGGCAGACCCACCGGGCCACGGGUGGAGCAUGGGCGUGCCUCACCGCAUUGUCAACUGCUCCUUCUCCGGCUACUACCCCCGCUGCCACCCUGCUGCCGGCAUCUCACCCAACGGGCAUGCAGCAUACAUCUGGCCAGCAACCUACACCAGCAGCGGACUCUCCUUCCCCGACGCCGCCUCCCCCGCGCUCUACCUCGUGCCGCGGAACCGAGGCCAGCUGGGCUUUGACGGCGGGUACGGGGACGCGGGGCCGCUGGCGGGCACGUACGUGUGGCACGAUGAGGAUGGCGGGGGAUGUGUGCACAGCGGUGAGUUGUGGGGCUUUGACGGCGGGUACGGGGACGCGGGGCCGCUGGCAGGCACGUACGUGUGGUGCGAUGAGUAUGGGUCUGUGGUGGGCGGGAGUGGAGGGUUUGCAGUGGCGAAUAAUACGGCGUUGCUGCCUGCAGGGGAUGUGUGCACUGCGGUGAGUAGUGGUGCGAAACCCGAAUGGAACGGCUAUGCAUGUCCAGGCACAUGCUACCGCACUGUCUCCAUCCAAGGGGGUAGCGCAGGCUUCACACUGAUCCCAGCCGGAGGGAGCAGCAGUGGGGGAGCGACCAUAUCCAGCAACGGCGCGCAGUUUGUGAACGUGCUGGCGGGGAGAGCGUAUGUGGUGACUCCUGGGGGGAGCGGCUCUGCUUCUGCUGCGCCAGUGGCGUAUACAGUGUCGUAUGCCGAUGGGGGGUUCGGAUGCACGCUGCCCGUGGUGCUGCAGUUCCCGAUGCCCCGUGCGGGAUACACGUGGCAGCUGUCUCCUUCUGAUGACAUCUUCUGGCAGGCGUGCAGCGGGGUGACGCUGCCGUUUGCGACGAUUGCCCAGGCGCAGUGGCUGUGUCUGGACGCUGCGCCCGUGCUGCAGGUGUCCCUCGGUGCCAACUCCUCCGCCAGUGUCGUGCUCACGCAGGUCCCCGGCAACUUCUCCUGCGUGAACAUCCAAUGCGGCAUGAUUCCGCCCUCCUCCAACUGGAGCUACAGCGACACCAUGAAGUACCCGCCUGAGUUUCUCGCAUAUGCGCCGCCCGCCAGGUGGAAGGUGGGGCGCGCGCCCUUUGGCUACGGCGGCCAGGGCGAGGUCACCACCGUCGCACACGCUGGCCCGGGUGCGCUGGCAUGGUACUUUCGCACGUCCUUCUCGCUCAAGUACGCGGGGUGCUACCGCUCGCUGCUGUUUGGCUACAAGGCGAGCGACGGCAUAGUGGUGUAUGUCAAUGGCGCCGAGGCCUUCCGCUCCAACAUGCCCGCUGCUUCCUCCUCCGCUCCUGUCACCAUCUCCACACCCGCCGUGAUAGACGCGAGCCCACGAGCGCCCUGGUCCACAGCAAUAGUCUCAGUGAGCAACGUGCGGCUCAUGUCGGGGCGCAACUCAAUAAUGGUGGAGCUGCAUGCCACGCAGGCAUACGCAUGGGAGGUGCACCUCAACAUGUGGGUCGCUGCCGUCGGCUCCAGCUGCCCCCUCACGCGCUUCUUUGACCAGCGGUCCUCACUCGCGUUCACCGCUGCCGCUGCUGGGAUUGGCACUGGCGCUUCUGCCGGCAAGUGA
Molecule: messenger RNA, 4461 nt
Organism: Closterium sp. Yama58-4
Lineage: Eukaryota; Viridiplantae; Streptophyta; Zygnematophyceae; Desmidiales; Closteriaceae
Source: the annotation of a GenBank genome assembly